AUGACACUGCAAUACUCAGCAAAGAACCUACCAAAGCAAAUCUUCAUCAACAAUGAGUAUGUUGACUCAAAGUCGCCGAAGAAGCUUACUCUCCACAACCCCAAAAACGGGGAGCUACUCGCAGACGACUGCCCUCUGGCAGGCGAACAGGAUGUGGAUGCUGCGGUCGAUGCGGCGGAGAAGGCGUUCCCAGCAUGGAAGAAGAUGAGCGCGAAUCAGCGCAGAGGCAUCCUGAACAAGUUCGCAGAUCUUAUUGAGAAGAACGCAGAGGGUAUUGCACAGUUAUCGCGAAUCUCGCUGGGCGCACCAGCAGCGUUUGGUGCUUUCGAGAUUGGGCUUUGCGCCGAGGUCUUCAGAUACAAUGCUGGCUUCAUCGACAAGUUCGGUGGCGAGUCAUGGCCCCAGGAAGACGGCUUCCUCAAGAUUGUUCGUAACGAGCCCCUCGGUGUCACAGCUGGCAUCGUCCCCUGGAAUGGACCCAUCGGCACCAUUGGUCUCAAAGCCGCCCCAGCUCUGGCAACAGGAAACUGCUUCAUCCUCAAGCCCUCAGAAAAGACACCUUUCUCGUCACUUGCUCUUGGUACGCUCAUCAAAGAAGCUGGUUUCCCACCUGGUGUCUUCCAGAUCCUCUCCGGGGAUGGAAGCACUGGCGCUUUGAUCGCAAGCCACAUGCGCAUCCGCAAAGUCAGCUUCACAGGCUCCAUUGCAACCGGCAAGAAGAUCCAAGAAAUGGCCGCAAAGUCGAACCUCAAACGCGUCACCCUCGAGCUAGGAGGAAAGUCCCCCGCCAUAGUCUUCGACGACUGCAACCUUGACAACGCAGUGACAUGGACCGCCAACGCCAUCACCGCGAACACAGGCCAAGUCUGCUUCGCCGCCAGCCGUGUCUACGUCCAAGAAGGCAUCUACGACGCCUUCAUCGAAAAGUACAAGACAGCGAUGAAAGACAAGACAAAGGAAGUCGGUGACCCAGAUGACACAUCAACGAAUAUCGGUCCAUUGGUCGACGAAGCCCAAUUCAAACGUGUACAAGGCUUCAUCGAGCGCGGCCAACAAGGCCAAGGUACCCUCGCCGUUGGCGGCAAACGCAUCGGCACAUCAGGCUACUACCUCGAGCCCACCGUCUUCACCGACGUCGACCCAACAUCCGAAAUCCACUGCGAAGAAAUCUUCGGCCCCGUCUCCGUCGUCAAGUCUUUCAAGACCGAGGAGGAAAUCAUGGAGCUUGCCAAUAAUACGAACUUUGGACUUAUGGCCGGUGUGUUUACGCAGGAUAUCAACAAGGCGUUGCGGGUUGCGAGUGACUUUGACUCGGGUAUGGUGGGCGUAAACUGUGAGCGUGAUGUGGGCCACGGCUCCAAGAUAGCCAUGUCAGUUCUGCUGAGGAGUCAGAGUUGCGAAGGCGACACUUGUCCUCGAUGUGGCACCAUCAAAGUUGACAUGGAUGCGGAAGAACUUUCCCAAUGCACAGUCUGUGGAUUAAGCUGGGCUUUGCAAAAGUCCAGUCCUCCAGACACGUUAUCGGGCGCAGACCGCGUUCGAGAAGCCAAGUUGAACCAGCCGUUGAAGCGAGAUAUAUUUGCGUCGGCUGAAAACGAGUCCAUCAGCUCAUCGACAUCCUCGCCCGAUCCUGCCGAAGUUGCGCUACCUUUGAUUGAAAACGAGGAUACUCAAAGCUUCAAAACAGUUCAUAUUCAGUCACAGAAUGCCAGUGCCGAUAAAGAAGAGAUUACAUCGACCCCUUUAUUGCUGGAGCAUGCUUUCAAUAUCCGGAACAUUCGACCUUGGCAACAUCGCUCCAGCAGAGGCCUGUACACGUCGAGGAAAGGAUACAGCCGUGGAGUCGAAAUUGCGAAGUCAACUGCAUGUUUGAUCCGCCAUCAAAGAAAGGAAGAAAUGCAACGGCUGUGGUAA
Molecule: messenger RNA, 1914 nt
Organism: Alternaria atra
Lineage: Eukaryota; Fungi; Ascomycota; Dothideomycetes; Pleosporales; Pleosporaceae
Exons: 4
Coding region: 1-1914 (637 amino acids)
Molecular function (GO): aldehyde dehydrogenase (NAD+) activity
Source: RefSeq, a predicted model, not a curated record